AUGUCUUUCUUUGGGAAAACUAUUGUUGUCACAGGCGCCGGCAGUGGAAUCGGAAAAGCCACAGCACUCCUUCUUGCCUCCGAAAGGGCCAAAGUGGCUCUUCUCGAUGUGAACCCAAGUCUAUUCGAUGUCGAGGCACAGAUCAAAUCAUCCGGAGGUUCAGCUCUGGCAAUUAAAUGCGAUGUCCGCUCCUCUGCCGAAGUCGAUGCAGCUAUUCAGACCGUGGUAGAAAUAUACGGGCUACUUGAUGGUGCUGCCAACCUGGCUGGAGUAAUUGGUUCUGGUCGGCGGAGCGAAACUCAUACAGGUGCCCUUGUGCAGACCACUGAUGAGGAAUGGGAUCGUGUCCUUGGGAUCAACUUGGGAGGCGUCAAGAACUGCUUGCGCGCCGAGUUACAGCAUUACAAUCCAAAAUGCUGCUCCAUUGUCAACGCCUCAAGUGUCUCAGCACGAAUUGGAGCGCCUUUCAAUGCGGCCUACAGCACCAGCAAAGCAGCAAUCGUCGCUCUUACAAAAUCGGUCGCACAGGAAAUGGGAAGCUAUGGAGUCAGGAUCAACGCGAUUGCUCCCGGCGUCACGGAUACUCCCAUGGUCAGCAGCCUCCCAGAACACACCCGUGAACUCUGGAGAAAGUCGAAUGUCUUGGGAAGGCUGGCUGAUCCGAGCGAGAUUGCCAACGUAAUACUUUUCCUCCUUAGUGAGAAAAGCUCCUUUAUAACUUCAGCAGUAGUUGACAUUGACGCAGGUCGCGUUUAG
This is a messenger RNA of Rhinocladiella mackenziei CBS 650.93, 756 nucleotides long. RefSeq lists its product as uncharacterized. Lineage: Eukaryota; Fungi; Ascomycota; Eurotiomycetes; Chaetothyriales; Herpotrichiellaceae. The transcript is spliced from 4 exons. Gene Ontology annotation, molecular function: oxidoreductase activity. The record is from RefSeq and is a predicted model, not a curated record. Bases 1 to 756 code for a protein of 251 amino acids.